AACACCCCACUCCUCUACGCCAUCUACGGCGGUCAUCGCGAUGUCGUGGAUGAACUUGUGCGUCGAGGCCGCACCCUCUUUGAACGCAACAACAAGGGCCACACCCCUAUUCUGCAAGCGGCUUGCGGUGGUCACCGUCACCUGGUCGAGUGGCUCCUUGACCAAGGCCAUUCCCUCGUCGAGACGGACAGUGACGGCAAUACCCCGCUCCUCUUCGCCGCUUGGGGUGGCCACCUUGAACUGAUGCAGUUUCUCCUCAGUCGUGGUGCCAACCUGGACGAAGUCAACAACAACGGACACAACGUCUUUCUCAGCGCCGCCAACGGUGGCCAGGUGGAGGUCGUUGACUGGCUCCUGGCCCGCGGUUUUGAACUCAGCGCCCAAAACAGCAACGGUGACACAGCGCUGCUGUUGGCAGCCUACGGCGGCCACAUUCGCCUCGUCAAGCGUCUGCUGGAACUUGGCGCCUCCUUGCUGGAACGUAACCAAUGUGGCUUUACCGCUCUGCUCAGCGCCGCCAACGGCGUGCAGUUGAAGAUGACCGACUGGCUCCUUCGCCACGGUGCCUCCAUCUCGGAGAAGGACAACGAUGGCUACACGGCCCUCAUUCUCGCUGCAUGCUCGGGCAACGUCGAGUUUGUUGAUUACCUGCUGCAGCACGGCGCUAACAUUGAGGAGCGCAACAGCAACGGCGACACCUGCCUGCUCCUCGCCGCCUACUGUGGCCAUUCCAAGCUGGUCGAGGCCCUCAUUGCCCGUGGUGCCAAUUUGCAUGAGCGCAACCGCACCGGUAUGGGUAUCCUCAUCUCGGCUGCCAACGGUGGCCACAUUGAGACAGUCAAGCUGGUCCACAAGUACGUUGGCACCAAGGGCCUCGAGGAGACAGACGAGGGUGGCUAUACCCCGCUUCUUCUGGCCGCACAACGUGGCCAUUAUGAGGUCGUGCGGUACCUGGCUGCCCACGGCGCCAACCUCCACGCCCGUACCUCACGCUAUCGCAGCCAGGCCACGGUUCUUGCCAUGGACUUUCCUGAGAUCGUCGCCUAUCUCGAGCACGUGGCGGCCUUCAACCCACUGCAGGUGGCCAUUGAUGCCCGUGAGACGGACC
This is a messenger RNA of Monosiga brevicollis MX1, 1108 nucleotides long. RefSeq lists its product as uncharacterized. The transcript has a single exon. Lineage: Eukaryota; Choanoflagellata; Craspedida; Salpingoecidae. Gene Ontology annotation, molecular function: protein binding. The record is from RefSeq and is a predicted model, not a curated record. The annotation marks the transcript as partial.